This is a messenger RNA of Pieris macdunnoughi, 1176 nucleotides long. The record is from the annotation of a GenBank genome assembly. NCBI's taxonomy places the organism in Eukaryota, Metazoa, Arthropoda, Insecta, Lepidoptera, Pieridae.
AUGGACCAGGAGACUGCAAAGAAACUUCUUAUAGAAGCUGGAACGUUUGUAUUUCUUGGUGUUCCUCAGGAGACCCAAUUUGGAAUCGAUAUGCAAUGUUGGAAUACCGAUGAAGACUUUCGUGGAAUUAAAAUGAUACCACCUGGCUUGCAUUACAUCCACUAUUCCGGCGUUAGCAAAGGCACCGGCGAUGUCUCCCCGAGGUCUGGAUUCAUGCAUUAUUUUCAAAAGAAAGAAUUUCUUGUAAAGCUGUGGGACAAAAAUCUUGAGGACAUGAGUAAAGAUGAGGUCACAGAUGAAAGUAUUCAGCGCUUAAAAGAUAACUUGCUAACAUUGGAUAGGCAUUUAGGUCCUUAUCCUUAUGAUAUUUGGCAAAAGUGGAAACUACUAUCUUCCCAGAUUACAGAGGACUUGGUAAACAGAUUUUCACCGGAGAGUGGCCUGAUUAGAGCCUCUGUGGAAUUACUAUCAACUUCCGAUAAAGACAGACCAAGAGGAGUAAAAACAUCAAUAGAUAGUGAAGAUAAGAAUCAGGAAACCCCAGGGCAAUCAGAUGCAAAACGUGCCAAACGCAUCACAGCUGCUGAGAAGGAAGCCUCAAUGCUGCCAAAUUUACAACCAGUGCCAGGAGCAUCGUUAAGAUUCACGGAGAUACCACAUGACAAGUUUCCUCCAGGUUCGACUCCAGAAGAAGUCACCAAACACUACCUUGACCAGUCAUACACACUUGAACUAAUGAUUGCACAGCAUGUUGAACCGCUUCACAUUAUAGGUGAGCUCCAAUUUGCAUAUUUAUGCUUUCUUAUCGGCCAUUCCUUGGAAGCAUUUGAACAUUGGAAGAAUUUAGUGAUAAUUUUUUGCUCCUGUGAUGAAGCAAUACACAAAUACCGGUCAGUGUUCUUCCAUUUCAUUCGCACAGUUGAAGUGCAAAUAGAAGAAAUGCCGGAGGAUUUUCUAGCGGAUAUUGUUAUGAACAAAAAUCUUGUUUACAAGAAACUUCGGGAGUUUUUUAAAACAGCCUAUGUGAGCAAAGUUGAUGGCCGACUCUUGACAAUGAUUGAACGGUUUAAAGACAACUUAACAGACAAAUUACAAUGGGAUUUUACAGGAUUGGACAGAGAUGAGGAAGAUGAGAGGCCGGUGAUAGUCAAAAUUGAUGAACCAGAGGAUGAUUAG